Recurvomyces mirabilis is the source of this 402-nucleotide messenger RNA. RefSeq lists its product as uncharacterized. The record is from RefSeq and is a predicted model, not a curated record. Lineage: Eukaryota; Fungi; Ascomycota; Dothideomycetes; Mycosphaerellales; Teratosphaeriaceae. The coding region runs from base 1 to 402 and encodes 133 amino acids. The transcript is spliced from 2 exons.
AUGAGUGAAGCCGAGUUCCUCACCCCGCGAAUGAGAUUGCUAGCCCUCGGUUCCAAUGCUGUCAUGUUCUUCACAGAAGCUGGCGAUAUCGGCAUGGCAUCUGCUCGCCACGAUCUACAUAGCAGCACUGGCGACAACGCCGAGGAAUCAGAGCAAGACGGCGGUGUCUCUAUUCAACAGAGCGCAGCCAAUACCACGCUGAUUGUGGCCAUUGUGGCUGGUCUUGCUUGUCCUUGUCUACUACGGCGGUUUCCAACAGAAUUCAGCGACACAUAUCAAUUCAUGGGAGCCGCUUAUGUGGAUGAUGUUAUGUACGGAGAAGUUAUUCGUCGUGCAAUCGACGAGCGCGAGUAUCAGUCCAGCGAUCCUUCCGCUGUCUUUGAGCAGAUCUCGCUCGUCUGA